UUUAUUUUUUUGCCAUUAUCUCAGAUUUAAUUAUGUAGGUCUCAAGCAGCACCUUGUCAUUGCGCUCAAGUAUGGCGAAGUGAAUCGGAUUGUCAGAGAACAUUUUCGGAAAUUUUUGCAUGCAGGCCAUAAAACGAUCCAGCAUGUUCCGAUCUCGUGCAGCCUUCAUGAACAGUGGCAAGUCCAAGCAGCCUGUGGAAGGGCUGUUCUGCAUGUACAAUCACCGAGUCUGCAUGCAGAACAGAUUAGAGGGCUACGAGUACUGCCUUAAACACAUCCUGGAAGAUAAGAAUGCCCCGUUUAAGCAGUGUUCUUACGUAUCCAGCAAGAGCAGCAAAAGAUGCACCGCUGCAUCACCAAAGUCAGACAGGAAAGAUGGGUACUGUGUUGAGCAUGCAAGGCGGGCCUUGCUGUUGCGCCAGAGGAACUCUCGGAAGAAGCGCCCAAAAGAGAGCCCAGAGAUGCUCCUGGAGGGGUUGGACCACCAUCUUGCCCAGGGACGGGGCUAUUUCACAGAUAUGGGUGACUCACGCAGGCACCCCAGCGUGGCUAGUAAGGCACUAGAUUAUGCCAGUUCAAGUGACUCUGACGCGGAGACACCUGUCGUUGACCAGGCCUGGAGGGGAGAUGGAGAUAGCGAUGCUGAAAGUAUUGACAGUGAACUGGAGGACCCUCUCAAACACGCAGGAGUUUACACGGCAGAGGAAGUAGCCCUGGUGAUGAGGGACAAGUUGAUCCGUCUCCAAUCAUUGUAUAUUGAACAGUUUAAGAGACUACAACAUGUGAUGAAGGAGCGACGCAGGAAAUACCUGCACUCUGUAGACAAGGAGAGGGAACAGUUUGGUGCUGUGGGCCAGUAUGCCCGAGACUUGGACAACCAUGAGAACUGGAGUAGAUACACUGCCAUGAAGAGAUACCACCGCAGAUACGGAACUGAAGCUUUGUUGCACAGACAGUCAAAGGAGCGGCGUAUAGCUGCAUCAGACGGUAGCAACUACAAGCCUCCAGUUCACCCGAAAUGUGUUCACACCAUCGCUAAUGUCAAGUGUCAGGAGCGCACUUUGCCCCUAUCCAAGUAUUGUCUUCACCACAUUAUGGAGGACCCGCACCAGGUGUUAUAUCGCCCAUGCAGUUUUGGUGAUGGGACAUGUGGACAGCCAGUGGCCAGCCAAGAGGACAUUCCCCUCUGUCCCCUCCACCCCUCCCUCAACAAUGGAAUGGACUCCACCUUUGGAAAUGACUCCAAGACUGAUCCGAAUACCACAGAUGACAUCAUUGAUAUCACCACAGACAUUCCAAUGGAAACCAGUCAGGCUCCAUCUGCAACAAACAGCGCAAUUAUGGAGGGAGAAAAUUACAACGUGAAAAUGGAUGAAGGGCAGUUAAGUGAGGAAGACCUUGCAAAGAAAGGGAGACUACUUCUGGAGCAUUUAAAAUGUCCAGAAUCAACGGCCACAAAAUGAUCUCGGUGCUAAUAACAUUGAUGCAUAUGUGUACAGUUUCUCUUAACUUCAAUAUUUUCUAUAUGUAAUGACUAAUGUCUGAAAUAAACAUUGUAGUUUACUAAAUUUGGUAAAGUUUUGUAUAUGAGCUGUAUUAUUAAAACAAAAGAUCUGAAAUGCA
Messenger RNA from Mya arenaria, 1623 nucleotides. Its product is annotated as KAT8 regulatory NSL complex subunit 2-like. The transcript has 9 exons. The coding region runs from base 120 to 1463 and encodes 447 amino acids. Lineage: Eukaryota; Metazoa; Mollusca; Bivalvia; Myida; Myidae. The record is from RefSeq and is a predicted model, not a curated record. Gene Ontology annotation, cellular component: NSL complex.